AUGUCGAGGAAAGGAAUCUGGUUCCUCCCGCGGGUGCCUGGUUGCGCGCCAGACUUUACAUACACAGAAGACGGUCCUCUUCGGCUCGGCACUAUUCUUUCCUCCUUCGACGAUCCCACCUCGGUGCUCUUCUCUCCUGCUACCGAUGAGCCGGAGCCAGUAAUUGACUGGCUGCCGAAAGAUGAUGUCGGCACAGAGAAGAAUCACGAGCAUAUUAUCCCUAACACAAGCCUCUCUGCAGGAGCCAGUGUUCUAACACGGUUCUUCGGCUUUGGAUCUGCUUCAUCCGAGUUUGAAAUGAAGCGCGAGUAUUCUCUCAAGCUGGGUAAGGUUGAUCACCGCCUUGUUCGCUUCAAGCAUCAUCUUUCACAACCGAUUAUUCAGUCCAUCCUUGCACAAGACAGCAUUAAAACAUACUCCAACCCCAACGUUUUCCGACAAAUUCUCCCGAAGCCCAUAUAUGUCGUCUGUGGCCUUCGUCUAGCCAAGGGUUCAUUUCCUGUCGUCGAAGUGAAAGCUUCGAAGUCUCACGCCUCUGGGUCUACUAAUGUUCUCAAGGCCACGGACGGAAAUGAAGCCCCAACAGCAUUGGCCAACGCAACUAGCUUGAUUCCGACUGGUGGAACCAUUUCGGGACAUCUAGACUCCAGUAAUAGUAUCAAGCAUUCGCGACGUGCCAGGAUGUUUGCCGAUUCUUCGGCUUUCAUGAACGAUUCAAGUGAUGGGAGUGAAAUUGAAUGUGUUGACGUUACGGAAGAGAUGGAUGGUCUGGACAAAGGUUCUACUCAGCAAGUCGAGAAUGGAGAGUGGGUUUAUAUUCCUGUUACCAAAUAG
Clonostachys rhizophaga is the source of this 834-nucleotide messenger RNA. NCBI's taxonomy places the organism in Eukaryota, Fungi, Ascomycota, Sordariomycetes, Hypocreales, Bionectriaceae. The record is from the annotation of a GenBank genome assembly.